Molecule: messenger RNA, 693 nt
Organism: Mugil cephalus (flathead mullet)
Lineage: Eukaryota; Metazoa; Chordata; Actinopteri; Mugiliformes; Mugilidae
Gene: map2k2b
Product: mitogen-activated protein kinase kinase 2b
Exons: 7
Biological process (GO): protein phosphorylation
Molecular function (GO): ATP binding; protein kinase activity
Source: RefSeq, a predicted model, not a curated record
AUGAAGCGGGCUAAUUUAGAAGCUCUUAAGAAAAUAUUGGAGGAACUGGACCUGGACGAACAGCAGAAGAAAAGGUUAGAAGCUUUCCUCACGCAGAAGGCCAAAGUCAGUGAACUGAAAGACAAUGACUUCAAAUGAAUCUGUGAGCUGAGCGCAGGCAGUGGAGGAGUAGUCAACAAAGGGUGCUAUAAACCUUCAGGCAUAAUCAUGGCCAGAAAAGAUCUGUCUUGUCAUUUUAUUCACCUAGAAAUUAAACCUGCAUUUAGAAACCAGGGUGUAACUCCCCCUACAUUGUGGGUUUUCUAUGGAGCUUUUUACAGUGACGGAGAGAUCAGCAUCUGCAUGGAACACAUGGAUGGACAGGGUGAAUCUCUGGAGCAGGUGCUGAAAGAAGCAAAGUAUAUUCCAGAGGAGAUUCUGGGAAAAGUCAGCAUUACUGUUUUAAGAGGACUUACAGAAAAACCCCAAAUCAGGCUUAGAGAUGUGAAGCCAUCAAACAUACUGAUGAAUUCACGCUGUGAGAUCAAGUUGCUCAUAGACUUGAUUGCCAACUCCUUUGCUGGGACAAGAUCCUACAUGUCGAACCAUGCAUCAAUCAAAGGGACUGAGGUGGAGGAGGUAGACUUCGAUGGCUGGCUUUGUAAAACUAUGGAUCUAAACCGACGUAGCACUCCCACAUGCACUGCGGAUUGA